AUGUAUUUCUCGAGGGGUCCUGGAACGUUGAAGCUCACUCCGAAGUUAUUUGCUGAGAAUCGAAACCGUCUGGUGAAUUCUCUAAGGACUAAAUGCAAAAAAGGCACCGCAGUGCUUCUACAAGGUGGCUCACAUCAAGAAAGAUAUAAUAUUGACUCAACUGAUUACGUUUUUCGUCAGGAGUCGUAUUUCUUUUGGGCGUUUGGCGUGCAUGAGCCAGACUUCUAUGGUGCCAUUGAUAUAGACACAGGACGUUCGAUUUUAUUCGCUCCGAAACUCGAUCCUGAUUACGAAAUAUGGCACGGAAGAAUUGAAUCAGCUGAGUGGUUCCGCACUAAAUACGAAGUGGACGAAGUACAUAUUAGUGAUGAGAAUACUGUAGCUGAGACUCUCAAGAAAAUGGGAUUUCAUCAUCUUCUACUAUUGAGAGCCGAAAAUACAGACAGUGGUAAUGUUUUGCCACCGGCCAGAUUCAAAGGAUCCAAUUUCUUCACUCUCGACACAGAAACGUUGUAUCCAAUCAUCACUAAUUUACGUGUUUUUAAGACGGACAGUGAGCUUGAAGUGAUGCGAUAUGCUUGUAAGGUUUCUGCAGACGCACAUCGAGCAGCAAUGUCGGUUGCGAAACCGGGCAUGUAUCAGUAUCAAAUGGAAAGUGGUGCGGAUUGCGCGAUACUUGACUACGGUCACGCGAAUGCACCGAAUUAUCACAAAAUGAACGAUGGUGAUAUGUGUCUAUUCGAUUGUGGAUGCGAAUACAAUUGUUACGCAUCUGAUAUCACAACAUCGUUUCCGGUUAAUGGAAAAUUCACGGAAAAGCAAAAAGGAAUAUACAAUGCGGUACUUCAUGCAAAUCAUGCAGUUUUUGAAAAUGCUAAACCAGGUGUUCGGUGGACUGAUAUGCAUUUAUUGGCCGAGAAGACAAUGCUAUCAGAUCUGAAAAAUAUUGGCUUAUUAAAAGGUGACGUUGAUGAAAUGGUGAAAGCGAGGAUAGGCGCUGUAUUCAUGCCGCAUGGAUUGGGUCAUUUUAUCGGAUUGGAUGAUCACGACGUUGGAGGAUAUCUUGGAGAUGCGACUCCCCGUUCAACCGAACCUGGAUUGAAAUGUUUGAGAACGACGCGUACGCUUCAAGAACGAAUUGUGAUCAGUAUAGAACCUGGGUGUUACUUCAUUGAUACGGUACGUAUCGAGGACGACGUUAUAAUAUGGGCACAUGGAAACGAACGCAUGACAAAUGUACCACGAACGGUCAAUGAAAUUGAAUUAUUCAUGAAGACCAAUAAACAAUAG
Molecule: messenger RNA, 1290 nt
Organism: Anisakis simplex (herring worm)
Lineage: Eukaryota; Metazoa; Nematoda; Chromadorea; Rhabditida; Anisakidae
Source: the annotation of a GenBank genome assembly